Messenger RNA from Ordospora pajunii, 948 nucleotides. RefSeq lists its product as uncharacterized. The transcript has a single exon. The record is from RefSeq and is a predicted model, not a curated record. NCBI's taxonomy places the organism in Eukaryota, Fungi, Microsporidia, Ordosporidae. Bases 1 to 948 code for a protein of 315 amino acids.
AUGCGUUAUGCAAAAAGGAUACUAAAUACACUAAUUGAGAAAGCCGGUAAGCAGAGCAUGCCUAGGAUAACGCCAAUGCUUAUAUCGCUAGGGAUUGGAAUUGGAUUCCUUGGCAGGAGGAAAUGUUCGGAUGUGAGUGAUGGGACUUUAGCAGCUGGAUACAUAAGGAGAGCAGGGAAGCGUGUCUGGAGUGCAAUAUCUGGGGAGGAGGAUGCGGUUGCAACGAUUCCGAAGCAAGAGCAGAACAGACCUGCCCUGAUGUUUGAUAGUUCGACUCUUCUGUUGAACAAAAGGUUUUGGCCAUUCAGCAUGGACUUUUUUGUGUCAAGAAGAGCAUUUGCCGAUGUUUUUCUAUUCCAUGCAGCGCAUCUUUAUGAGCUGAUCCAUGUGUCUGAGUCAUCAACGCUGUUUGAUAGGAUGAUGAUGCACAAAAUGGAUCCGUAUGGAUGUAUUUCUUACAAGGUCUACUGCAGGGACAAAAAGAGGCUUGAAGGGAAGCAUCUGAAUAGGCCGUUGGAAAAGGUUGUGGUGAUAUGCACGAAGGACAAUGAGUAUCACUCUGACUUUUCACAGAAUGUUCUGAGGCUGAAUAGAUGGAACGGAGAGCCAGAGACAGGAUUGUUUGGAUUGCUGAACUUUUUGCACAGCUUAUACUUCUCAGGCAUAAAUGACUUUAGGCCAACAUUAAUGUCUUAUACAGGGAAAGAUUUUCAUAAGGCGUUUGAGGAAGUUCAGAAAGCGAUUUUUGUGGGCAGAAACAUGUUUUCAUGGAAUGCAGGAAGGAAGUACGAAGGAAGAGUUGAGGAAAUCAACAAGUGUAGGAUCAGGGAUUAUGACGAUGCAAGAAGGUUGAUGGACAAGGAUGUAAAGCACAUAGAUUCUAACGAAAGUGGAUUGCCUGGUUUUGGAUCGAUCCUGAGUCUUGCAGCCAGAGUGUUUUUUUCAUGA